AAUCCAUCUCGUGCUCAAGCGAGGGAGGGGGAGUUGACCAAUGUUGGUUGAAUCGAGGGAGUACAGGGCCUGAAGCGGGAACUCCCGGAGCCUCACAGAGGCAGCAAUGGCCGCCAGCGCAAGUCGCAACAAUAGCAGUCGAGGAAGGGACUGCUCGCGCGUGAUCGUCAUCGAUAUAUCCUCUGACGAAGAUGAAGAGCUUCCUGCGGCUAAGAAGGCAGCGGCUGUGGUUACAGCAACAACAACAGCAGCAGCAGCGGCAACGACAGCAGCAGCGGCGAUGGUGGAUUCAACAACAACAGCAGCGGUGGCCGUGAAAGAAGAAAUGAAGACGUACGCUGGUCAGAGACUAUUCGCUGAGUUCCUGGAGGUGUGCGCACGCGUCGCCCACAAGCACCCCGAGGUGCUGAGCUUCCUCAGGGCGAAGCACGCCAACACCACUGCCGAAUUCAAGGAGUCGGCAGAGUUGCGCGCCGUGCUGCGCCGCUACAUGCGCAAGAUCUCCGAGAAGCCGUCGCGCACGUACGUUUACAUCAACGAGGUGGUGGCGGUGCUCAAGGCCAACGCACAGCGCAAGCGUCCUCGCGAGGAUGCGUCGUCGGCAAGCGGCUGUGAGGCGCCGGCGCGGAGCGGCGGCGGCGGCGUCGACUCAUCCCAACCGGCGGUGAAGAGGCCCCGGGUGAAAGACGCAGCGCACAGCAACGGUGGCAGCAGUGGCGGUGGUGAUGAUGGUGGUGGCGGUGAUGGUGCCAGCGGUGGUGGUGGUGGUGAAGAUGAUGCCAAGGCUGGCACGGCGGAUGGGGCUAAACCGCGUGCUUCCCGGCGUCAGAUUGAGAGGCUGGAGGACCUGCUGCGUCUCUACAACCGCGAGAUUCAGCGACUCCAGGAGCGGGAGCUGGAUCUGGACGAGCUGGGCCGCGAUGACUCAUCCUAUUUGCAGGAGCACCAGCUGAAGCGCAAGAUCAUGAGCAUCUUCUCACGGUUGUGCGAGCUCAAGGGCUGCACCAACAUGACGGGGCGGGUCAUCGAGCAGAGGCUCUACAUCAAGUGCACGCGCCACCCUGAGGUCAACCGCCAUGUGGAGCGGCUCAUCAACAAGCCGGGCUUCUUCCCCGACCUGCAGGACGUGAAGGGAGUGGUGCGUGCAACCAACCAGCGCUACAACCUCGGCCUGUCUCCCCGCGAGGUUCACAACGUCUCCCUUGACGCCUUCCGCGAGGCAUGCACCAAGCUGCAGGAGCGACGGCACCUGGAUCUGGUGUACAACUUCGGCUGCCACCUUACGGAGGACUUCAAACCCUCGUCUGACCCGGCCCGCUACGACGGCGAGCUGGAGGCCAAGCUGCGGCGCAACCGCGUCGUGGCCCUGCAGCACCUCGAGGACGUGGUCAACAAGUACGCUGAGCUGGAAAUUCCAACUAGCGAGCAAGACAAGCAGGAGCCGGGCAGGCGAGACGGUCGGGACAGCCGGCACAGCCGGGAUAGCCGGGGCAGCAAGGACAAACAGCCUCGCCGCUUGCAGUUAGUUCCGUCCACCUCGGCGGCGUCCACCUCGGCAUCAGCCUCGGCGUUCACCUUGGCAUCAGCGCUCGCGAGAGACGGCCACCUCAAGCCGGACCCGGACGAGGAGGAGACGGUGACCGUCGCGCCGCCAUCCCCUCGCCCACUCGAGCUCAAGGGGCAGGAGGAGGAGCGGCAGCAGGAGGAGGGGAAGCAGGGAGAUGAGGCGGAUGACCAUGACGAUGACGAAGAGGAUGAGGACGAAGAAGAUGAGGAAGACGAGGACGACGAGGACGACGAUGACGACGAGGAGGACGAUGACGACGAGGAGGAUGAGAGCUCCGAGCCAGAUGUGGACAUGGAGCUGGAGGGGAUGGAAAUGAACGGAGGCAAGAACUACAAUGAGGAGAAGGAGGGAGAGGAUGGAGAAGAAGAGGGGGAACAGAAACCAUCCGAGAGCGAGGAAUCCACCUCGCCCCACGACUCUGUCUCCAGCAAGGAGGCCACCUCGUUGAGGCACGGAGAUGGCUCCGCCAGGAUCAACGGAGGCUCCGCGGCAGAGGAGGCGGUGCCGCUGAGCCCCACAGCGGAGGAGGUGGGGCCACAGGAUUCCACGGGGGUGGCAGCGGUGGUGGUGUUGACGCGUGUCCCCACGAAGGAGGUGGCGGUGCUCCUGAACCCCACGGCGGAGGUGUUUGCACGGACGGAUAGCAUGGAGGUCACGAGCACCGCUCCCAGGGUUGUCUCUUUGGGGGAAAUGAAAGACUGCAUCUCUGUGAUGGAGGUCAAAGACUGUGUCUCCAGAGCAGAGGUGAGAGACUCUGACCCCAGCAUGGAGGUCCCAGCUACUGUCUCUACAGUGGAGGUGAAAGAGGCCAUCUCCACGGUGGAGAUAACAGACACAGACUCCUCGGUGGAGUUUAUGGACAUUGAUUCUGUGACAGAUGUCAUAGAUGAUGUUCCCAGAAAGAAUGUGGCUCCGGGGUUGGGCUGUGGCGAUGGAGGCCCCAAGGUGGAGUUGGUUGAAGGCCCCAAGGUGGAGCUGGCUGGAGGUCUCUUGGUGGAGCUGGCUGAAGGCCCCAAGGUGGAGCUGGCUGACGGCCCCAAGGUGGAGUUGUCUGAAGGCCCCAAGGUGGAGCUGGCUGGAGGAUCCAAGUUGGAGCUGGCUGAAGGCCUCAUGGUGAAGCUGGCUGGAGACCCAAAAGUGGACGAAUCUUCUUGUUCAGCAGAGAGGCUCUUAUCCACGGCGUCCAAGUCAGGACUGGCAGCUGAGAAUGACGUCGCUGCCACGCCGAGUGGCAGUGAAGUGCUGGAGGAGGUCUUCGGGACAGAGAUCCCCACCGUGGAGAGGGUUCCUUGCAUGCAGGAACUCUCCAAUUCAGAGGUCCCCAGCAAGGAGGAGUUCCCCAGCACAAUGGAGGUCCCCGGCACGACAGAGGUCCCCGGCACGACAGAGGUCCCCGGCGCGGAGGAGGUCCCCGGCGCGGAGGAGGUCCCCGGCGCGGAGGAGGUCCCCGGCGCGGAGGAGGUCCCCGGCGCGGAGGAGGUCCCCGGCGCGGAGGAGGUCCCCGGCGCGGAGGAGCUCCCCGGCGCGGAGGAGCUCCCCGGCGCGGAGGAGCUCCCCGGCGCGGAGGAGCUCCCCGGCGCGGAGGAGCUCCCCGGCGCGGAGGAGCUCCCCGGCGCGGAGGAGGUCCCCGGCGCGGAGGAGGUCCCCAUAGCUAAGGCGGUCCCCUUCAUGGAAGAGGUCACCAGCACAGCGGAAGUUUCUGUCGUGGAGAUCUCCAGCGAGGAUGGCAUUCCAGACAAAUGUUUGACGCACCGGCUGGUGCCACUGCGCCCGUCGCUGUGUGAGCACUCGUACAGCUCCUCGCAGGAGGUGCUAGGGGACCAGCUGGCCCACGCCGCGACGGCGCCACUCUGCUCCUCUCCCAUCGAGUUGCCGCCGCAGCGUUCCGGCACCCGGAACCGGCAGAUGGUGCUGGCACUGUCGCCCGUGAAGUCGGCGGGCGCGGUAACUGCCAAGGUGGUGCAGGUGGCGCCCAAGCGGGUACUGCCCAGCCUGCAGAGGCCCAAGCUGGUGCCCACGCAGUCGGAGAACGCGCCAUCGCUCCUGCAGGCCGGGGCGGUGCGGUGUGCGCACGUGGCGGUGGAGCGGGCUGGUGCCAACAGCCACCAACAGCGGCUCACCAACCCAAUACUUCUGGAUCUCAGGGACCUCCCUAGCCGCCCCCCGCUAUCAGGGUCCGCAUCGCCAUCCAGGCUUUUGUCUGCCGCCGGCAAACCAUACAAGGUGAGCGUGUCAACGCAGUGCGUUCCUCAAGACAUCAUCGUACUCUCUGACUCCGACUGAUCGUUGGAGACAUGCACAGUGAUGGGAGGGUGAGAGUCCAUAAAAUGAUGGAGCGAGUGCGGUGAGACUCGUCAGCAACGGCAACCUGAAACUGUUGAGCAUCUUGGAGCAUGUCAACCACACACACAGCACGCCCGCACACAUGCGCACAAAGAUCUGUACAGCCUUCAACAGACUUUUGGGGCAAGUGCUGUUAGCGAAUAGCACCUAUGAAGGCCAGCAUGGCACAUCACGAGGUGUUGGGUAGCCCACACCGUGCCCGGCACCAUUAUCGGUCGUGAACAGGAAUCAAAUUCUUAUUGCUGGAUUUAUGGUGCAAAGCGCCAACCACUCCGCCAACGCUUUCCAUAGACACAGAUAAACGCACAGACGCAGUCAGACAGAACAAACACAGACACAAGAAUGCACACAUGGACAAAGUACACUACAUAACAGACAGCACACCUAUAUAGACGGACACAGGCAUACACACAGCACACAGUCACAUGAUUUUUUAAAUAGUUAUAAUAAAUUCUAUUUUGAAAUGUGUGUGGGCGUAUGUGUGUGUUAGUGCGUGUGGUCGUGUGUUUUCUGACUCGCACCAACGUGUCUUUGAACGCUAUUUAUUUAUCUAUCAGGAAAGGGGAGGCGGAGCCGCAUAGCUGUGAUUGGCUAAAAUGCCAAUACUGUGAUUGGCUGAGAUCGGGUAGUCGUCACUGAUUAGCCAAUCAUAGUGCUCGGACACACGUGGAUGUGUAGGUGACACGCUAUUAAAUGUAGGCCAAUAGGGUGCAAAACAAAUGAGACAAAGAUACCAGAAACAAUACAAACGAGACAGUAAAAACGAGAGAGAAUCGAUUGUUGAAUCAAAUCCUGGAAAGUCAGGUAAUCGUUAGCGGGAAGUUUGUGAGCUGAAUUGUUAUAUUUUGUAUGGCGUCAUUCAUGUAAAUCACAUUUCGGAUUGCUGUAGAAUUUUCUUCGCUGCGUGUGUAAAACCGCAGACGAGGGGGGGGGGCAGCCACAGAACCAACCACUGCUGCCUAUUUAAAGUUCCCAAGAUCUGCGGUCCUACGUUGGGAUGCUUAGCCAGCUCCACUCAUGAGUGUGGUGACACGUGGGAGGAAAGCCGAAUGCCCGGAGAAGACUCGCGCAUGCUCGAGGAGGGGGAGCGGCACCACUAAAUUCUUCCUUGCGUGUGCGAUGUGUAGAUAGGAGCGGUGUAAUUAACUGUAUAUGUACACGGUGUACAUGCGCAUCUCCACUGUAUGUAUAUUCUGUACAUAGCCCGUCUGUUUGAAAUAGGGAGAAAUAAUUUAGGGUGGUUCCAAGUUGUGCUGCACUGUCAGUGGUAGAAACUGUUGAGAGUGAAGUGAUCCUGACCCUGACGUUCCAGCUGUCUCUCUAUCCACUGCUACACAAUGCCCGUUUGUCCCAGCGUGAUUCUGGGGACACCUUUGCACCCAGAAGCUGGCAUUCAAGGAUAAUCCGCUCUCCCGCCAUCGCUUUUUGUCGACCGCUGUCCACCCUUUUUGAAGCGUUGGAAAAUCUCGGCUGCUUUGGGGCACUUUUUCUUCGCCAGAGACGUUGCCGCACAACGUCACUUUGCCAAUAGACGCGAGGUGCCAGUCGUUGCCACCAACCGUGACCGGGAACCUUUACGGCCAUGAUCGGCAGAUGUGUUGGGUAACUCUCCGGAUUGUCAGACGGUCUGGAACGUUAGAUCCUCGUCCCCUCACCACCACCACCACCACCUCUCACACGAGUACCCGGCAUCAACAAAGUUCUACAACUUUGUAAACUAAAAAUUGUGCCAUUUAAAACAAGAUUAACCUGGAAAAUUCCUUGAUGGAACGUGUGUUAUGUGAAUUUUAAUUAUAUAAUUGACAGCCUCCGAAACAUCACCUUUUACUAUCAUAGUUUCCUU
Petromyzon marinus (sea lamprey) is the source of this 5753-nucleotide messenger RNA. RefSeq lists its product as uncharacterized. NCBI's taxonomy places the organism in Eukaryota, Metazoa, Chordata, Hyperoartia, Petromyzontiformes, Petromyzontidae. Gene Ontology annotation, cellular component: nucleus; PML body. Gene Ontology annotation, molecular function: histone binding; nuclear androgen receptor binding; transcription coactivator activity. The record is from RefSeq and is a predicted model, not a curated record. Gene Ontology annotation, biological process: nucleosome assembly; negative regulation of DNA-templated transcription; regulation of apoptotic process.